UUGCGAACCGUGCCAGCUGGCUCCAGCGUCAGGCGAAACUCUUCUUUCUGCCAUCGUCUACCACAUCGCUAUCAAGACUUCUCGCCGCGACUCUGUCAAUGACUACGACGGCAACUUGAUUCCCAUCUCAUUUCUAGUCGACAGCACACGCACACGUACAGCAACGGUACCGAGUCUCGACCUGGACACAAAGCCCGGACAAGGCGCCCGAGUGUAACUCUAUCCGCCAAGAAACCCCCACGACAGAUAGCACAGCUAUGGGGGGCAGCUCGAAGCGCAUCUUCCAGUUGCUCUGGCUGGCCGCCGGUCUGCUCUUUGCCUUCGCUUUUCUGCGCUCCAUCGGUGCGCACGACCAGGCCAAGAAGUGGGCUUCCAGCCAAGUUGACAGCCUCGUGAACAAUAAUGGCGGUCGCAUCCCAAUGCGCGAGUUCCUGAUCAACGCCGAGGCAGUAUGGGCUAAGACCGUCCAGCAGCGUCAUGAUACGAUUGCUGCCGACUGGGGCGAUGCCUCCCACAUGCCUUUCUUCCCCGCCACGAGCGCCUCGAAGUACAAGAAGCACCCUUAUUCCAUUUGGGACUUCACUCCGGCCUCUUUCAGCUGUCCCCACGAGAUGGAACGCGUCGGCCGUUUGGGCGACGGUGGCAAAUGGGUUUGCGGCAUGUCACGCUAUGUCAAUUUCCCACGGAACCGCGAGUGUAUCAUCUACUCUUUCGGCGUCCGCGAUGAGUCCAGCUUUGAAAACGAAAUGCUAAGCCGCACGAAAUGCCGCGUUUGGGCAUACGACUUUUCCGUUGUCGACUUUGGCGAGCAGCUUGAAUCCGGCAACCGCGAAAGAGCCAGCUUUCUUCAGGCCGGUAUAGCUGGUAAGACAAACACGACGUUGAAGCCUCCUUUUUACAGCAUCAGCGACCUGAUGGAUAUGAACGGCCAUGAGUACAUUGACAUUCUCAAGAUGGACAUUGAGUUUGCCGAGUUCGAAGCCGUGGAGGGCCUUCAUAGGGACUUUCCCAUCACUGCUGGUGAGCUCCCGAUCGGCCAGCUGAUGGUUAAGAUCCAUUUAUUCGGCGGCCUGACAGCCUUCAAAUACCUUGACUGGUGGCAACGCCUCGAGUCUCGCGGUCUGCGCCCUACCUGGACCGAGCCCAACCUUCUCGCUGUUACACUGAACUUGGGCAACAAGAACCCGCUGCUCGCCGAAUACACCAUGAUCAACGUCCAUGACAGUAACAAUAUUUUAUUCGAUGGAAGAGGACUGUAAACAUUGCAACAGCGAAACAGAUGCCGUAUCGAAUUUGCCAUUAGCGAACGGAGUAUUUAGGGUGUGGUGAGUGCUGGGAGCGAAAAUUGCAUGGUUAUCGGC
Messenger RNA from Colletotrichum navitas, 1361 nucleotides. RefSeq names its product methyltransferase domain-containing protein. NCBI's taxonomy places the organism in Eukaryota, Fungi, Ascomycota, Sordariomycetes, Glomerellales, Glomerellaceae. Bases 258 to 1259 code for a protein of 333 amino acids. The record is from RefSeq and is a predicted model, not a curated record. The transcript has 4 exons.